AUGCAGGCAAUUCGUGUGGGUUCAGCUCCUUCAUCUGCCCCUCCAUAUUCGUCCUCAAAUCCGGCACCGUCAUCAGCCUUGUACCUCGAUCAAAACGUGCCUAUUCCUAAGCUGUCCAAAAAUGACGAACUCCUUGUCCGUGUCAAAGCUACAACGGUGAUUCGUGACAUGUUGACGUGGCCCGAAACCUAUCGUCAAGAGCAUUCCAUUCUCGGAAACGACCUGUCGGGUAUUGUUGCGGAGGUCUAUUCGGAGGAUUGCAAGUUCAGACCGGGAGAUGAGAUAUUCGGAAUGUCGAACGUGACUCGUGCAUCUGCGUGGGCCGAGUACUGCAUCGUGGAGGAGGAUGAAGUUGCGUUGAAACCAAAAAGUCUAUCCUGGGAGCAAGCCGCGGCUAUUCCUCUUAGUGCACAAACAGCAUACGAGGCCUUAUUUGACCGUGCAAGGCAGCACCGGCUUUUGAUCACUGGUGCCGCUGGGGCUGUUGGAGUCUACCUUGUCCAGCUGGCUUCCCUUGCUGGACUCCACGUUGUGGCUGCCACCAGUUCGAAUACUCGCAAUGCAGAGUUCCUUCGAGAGCUCGGUGCUCACGAGACGGUUGAGUACGGCAUGCUGGAGAGCCACAACAGCGCUUAUGAUAUCAUCAUUGAUACAGUCGGCGGUGGCGUGUUGGCCAAGUGCUGGAAAUAUGUGAAAGAAAACGGCACUCUUUUAUCCGUGGAUUCGGCGAGCUACAACUUUGCUGAGGAUCAUGAAAAGCGUGGUAUACGUAGGGAGGGUGUCCGCGCUUUAUUCUUUAUUGUCGAGGGAAGCAGCCAGGCUUUGCACUAUUUGGCAGAACUUGCGGACUCGGGUCUUGUACGUCCUUUUGUUGCUGGGACGUAUCCCCUUGCAAAAGUACAAGAGGCGUACGACAUUGCCAACGGAAGGUAUCCUGGGCGUGGAAAGAUAGUUCUUACCAUCUGA
Messenger RNA from Aspergillus lentulus, 966 nucleotides. The record is from RefSeq and is a predicted model, not a curated record. NCBI's taxonomy places the organism in Eukaryota, Fungi, Ascomycota, Eurotiomycetes, Eurotiales, Aspergillaceae.